CCCUCGGCCGCCAGGGGGCUGACCACAUCUCCUCGACUACAGCAGCUCGUCCGGCGGUUCCUCCACCUGGAUCACCAGCUCAGCAUCCACCCGGACCCUCCAGCCCGACCCGGCCCGCCGGCACCGCGGGACAGCCCAGCAGCGAGCCCGCCCCCCGCAGAACCCCCGCAGUCUGACCCGCUCGCUAGGCGGCUAACGGCUAGCAGCAGCAGCAGGCCCAGACGAGCCGGCCACGAUCCUCCGCCCCAACCCGCAGAACCUUCGCUGCCCUGGUCCGGACCAACACCCAGCCCGGUACUGCUCCACUCGACGACGGGACGACGGGAUGGCUCUGAAGAGGAUCCACAAGGAGCUUAAUGACCUGGCUCGUGACCCCCCAGCACAGUGCUCAGCUGGUCCAGUGGGUGAUGACAUGUUUCACUGGCAAGCUACAAUCAUGGGACCUAGCGACAGUCCAUAUCAAGGAGGUGUUUUCUUCUUGACAAUUCAUUUUCCAACAGACUACCCCUUCAAACCACCCAAGGUUGCAUUUACAACAAGAAUUUACCACCCAAAUAUUAACAGUAACGGCAGUAUCUGUCUGGAUAUUCUCAGAUCACAGUGGUCUCCUGCACUUACUAUUUCUAAAGUUCUUCUGUCCAUUUGCUCACUCCUAUGUGACCCAAACCCAGAUGACCCACUAGUGCCAGAGAUUGCCCGAAUCUACAAAACAGAUAGUCAGAAGUACAAUAAACUAGCUCAGGAGUGGACAACAAAGUAUGCCAUGCUUUAGGAUACACCAAAAUGGCAAAAGAAUGGACACAAAAGUAUGCAAUGUGAUGUCAUUCUUUGGAAAGCUGGAAGAUGUUGUUGCUGGUUUAAACUUAAAAUCAUGGGAUUCUUUUUUUCUUUUUCACUUUUGUUUGGUUAAUCUGAGCAUUUUAUCCCCCCUCCCCUGUUUUUUUUCCCCACCUUUGUGCUGAUAAGAAGAUAGUGUUUUCUCUCUACAUGCCAGUUUCUGUAACAUUUCAACAAAGAGUAUGGAGUUUAAAAAACAAAACAGUCCUCAGCACUUUGCCUGAGCAUGCUCCAAUAAGUUUGUCAACCCCAAACUUUGUGAGCUUAUAGAAAUUGACUGCACACACUUUGAAUCUGGUGCUACUGGAAUCCUGACAUUGAGCAGCACGUGGUCUGUUCUUCUACUGUCUGAGCUCUUUAAUACAUUUUCUUAGCUGACCUGUAGCAAAGCCUGUCUUUUUGGCCAUAUCCUAAAUUUUAAAGUUUCAAAUUAAUGUAUUUCCUUGGGUUUUUGUUUGUUUUUCAUUCAAAAUUUGAAGUGUGGGGGACAUUCUCUGAAAGUUUGUGGAAACUGGUUGGUGGCUACUGUAUCUCUGCUGGACUGGUGACAUCAGUUUGUUCUUCUGGUCAAUAGUAUAGGAAUCUUAUCUGAGGAAAGAAGUGUAUCUUAUUCCACUAUCAAAGUAUGUGUACAGAGAACCACAGCAGUAUAUAUCAAUGUUAAGGAAACAAAAUAUAAGAACUUCAAUGUUGUAUUUUAUGCAUGUCAAUAAAGGUAGACUAUUAUAUCUGUUUCUGCAAAUUAAGUGGAUUGUAAGAUUGAACAGUUGGAAAAAUUGGUUCCCCUCAAAGGCUUUUUUUGUUUUUGUUUUUGUUUUUUUGCUUUAUUUAGAAGCCAGUAGAGCAUUUAGUUUUACACCCACUUAAACACUGUCUUCUUGUAGCCCUAAAAUAUUGAAGCAAAGCUAAUGGUUGAUUAUCAACGUGUGGCUCUGUUUCUUUUUAGUUUUCCCUUCAAUAAAGUUACUUAAACCAUAAA
Messenger RNA from Cololabis saira (Pacific saury), 1816 nucleotides. Its product is annotated as ubiquitin-conjugating enzyme E2 D2-like. The transcript is spliced from 8 exons. Gene Ontology annotation, biological process: protein polyubiquitination; ubiquitin-dependent protein catabolic process. Gene Ontology annotation, cellular component: nucleus. Gene Ontology annotation, molecular function: ubiquitin conjugating enzyme activity. The record is from RefSeq and is a predicted model, not a curated record. Bases 326 to 772 code for a protein of 148 amino acids. Lineage: Eukaryota; Metazoa; Chordata; Actinopteri; Beloniformes; Belonidae.